AUGAACAUGGAUUUUGUCGCCUCUUUCAGCCACCCCUUCCUCUGGGCGGUCUUCGCCGUGGGGGUGAUCUACUGCUGCACCCUCAUGGUCUCUGAACUAUUCCUCUCCCCUCUGUCUCAUAUUCCCGGCCCCAAACUGGCGGCCUGCACCCGACUGUAUGAGUUCUUCUAUGAUGUGAUCUGUCAUGGACGAUACACUUUCAAGAUUGCCGAGUUGCAUAAGAAAUACGGCCCCAUCGUCCGCAUCAGUCCGACGGAAAUCCACAUCCACGACCCCGAAUACUACGAAACACUGUACUCCACCAGCGCCCCCCGAAACAAGGACCCAUGGUUCACUACCAAUUUCGAUGUCGCCGAGUCGGCCUUCUCCACGCUCGAUUACCGGCUGCACCGGCCGCGUCGGGCCCUAAUCGCCCCCUACUUUGCAAAGGCGCGCGUGGAUCGCAUCCAGCCUUUGAUCCAAGGUAAGAUCACCAAGCUCAUGCACCAGCUCGAUGCAUAUGUGCGCAGCGGCAAGCCUCUUAAGGUAGAUGUGGCCUAUAACUGCUUCACGGCCGAUGUUAUCACCGGGUACACCAGCUACCGCGCGCUGGGCUACUUGGAUACACCCGACAUGGUGCCCAUCUGGAGCGAGACCGUCCGCAAUCUCGUCGAGAUUGGCAUGAUUGCUCGCCAUCUCCCGGGGUUCUUCCCUUUGUUAGCGAGAUCUGGCGCGCGCUGUAUCAAAAUGGUGUACCCGAAGCUGUUGUCGGUCAUAGCAUUUCGCAUGAAAUGCAUCCAGGAAGUCAACUUCAUGUGGACUCAUCCUGACACGGCCAAGGAACCCAGUCAGGAGUGCAGUGAGCUGGCCCUCUUCCCGGAGCUGGUCAGUCGGGCUUCCACCACGCCUGAUAUCACCGAGGAGCGAGUGCUGCAUGAAUACAUCACCAUUGUGGCUGCGGGAACGGAGACGACUGCUCACACCAUGACGGUUUGUACCUUUCAUAUUUUGAAUAACAAGGACAUUUUGCGCCGAUUGCGCGCGGAGCUUGACGCAAAGUUUCCUGCCGAUGGAGCCAUGGAUCUACAGACUUUGGAACAGUUGCCAUACUUGACGGGAAUUAUCUACGAAGGCCUACGCCUCUCGUACGGCCUAUCCCAUCGUCUCCAGAGAAUCAGUCCCACCGAUCCACUGAAAUACAAGGAUAUGGUCAUCCCGCCAAAUACGCCCGUCGGCAUGUCCUCUGCUCUGAUCCAUCACGACGAGACCAUUUUCCCCCAGUCGCAUGAGUUCAUCCCGGACCGAUGGACCGACAUCAACGAGCGGAGAAGACUGAACAAGUACAUGGUUGCGUUCAGCAAAGGAUCGCGACAGUGUAUCGGAAUGAAUUUGGCUUUUGCGGAGCUUUAUAUGGCCGUCGCCACGCUGUUCCGCAAAUAUGAUAUGGAGCUCCAGGAUACGACAGUAAAUGAUGUGAAGCUGCAUAGUGAUAUGAUGCUGCCGCAUGCGAAAAAGGGUAGUAAGGGGGUGCGGGUGGUUUUGAAGCCUGCUCGGGGAGAGUAG
Aspergillus sclerotioniger CBS 115572 is the source of this 1542-nucleotide messenger RNA. Its product is annotated as cytochrome P450. The coding region runs from base 1 to 1542 and encodes 513 amino acids. NCBI's taxonomy places the organism in Eukaryota, Fungi, Ascomycota, Eurotiomycetes, Eurotiales, Aspergillaceae. Gene Ontology annotation, molecular function: heme binding; oxidoreductase activity, acting on paired donors, with incorporation or reduction of molecular oxygen; iron ion binding. The transcript is spliced from 6 exons. The record is from RefSeq and is a predicted model, not a curated record.